AAAUCAUUCCUUCCAUUAGGUGGCGCUAGCAUAGGUAAAGGGCCAUGUAACGAAGUGUGUGUAGAAGAGGUAGAAAUCACGUUUAUUCAAAACUCGCUUGUCAAAGAGGUGUGAUUAAAACAACGGAUUUCCUGAAUAUAUCGCAAUAAUACAGAUUAAAAUGGAGUCUGGUGUUACUCUACUGUUUGUUUUAUCACAACUUUUAAUGAUAUCUUUUGCACAAAUUGAAAGAUUAGAAGAUAAUAUGGCUACAUACUCUGUAGUUGCACCGAAAAAACUUCGUCCAAAUCUUGAUUAUCACAUCAGUGCAACAGUCCACAAUGUUCCUUCUCCUGUACACAUGACUAUUUCUAUAGAAGGACCUGCAGAUAAUGGAAAUUACAAUAGUAUCAGCAAAGUUGCAGUUUUAAAUCCGAGUAAUAACUUUUAUAUACUUAUCUUUUAGGUUGGAGAAUGGAGCUCUGGCAAUUAUAGUUUGACAGUUUCUGGUGAUGGUGGAUUAACAUUUCAGAAUCAAACAACAUUAAUUUAUGAACCCAAAAGUUAUUCUGUUUUUAUUCAAACAGAUAAAGCAAUUUAUAAACCAGGACAAUUAGUUCAAUUUCGUAUAAUUGUUGUCAAUUUAUAUUUGUUACCAUCUGUUACUGGAGCAAUUGAUAUAUAUAUUACAGAUGCAAAUGAAAACAGAAUUAAACAAUGGAAUAGGAUAUUUACUUCUAAAGGAAUUCUUUCCUUUAAUCUCUUAUUAUCUGAUAAACCUGUGCUUGGAGAUUGGACUAUUCAUGUUGAAAUAUUGGGUCAAAGUUUUAUGAAGACAUUUACUGUUGCUGAAUAUGUUCUUCCUACAUUUAGUGUGGAAAUCAUUACUCCAUCUUACGCAACUUUCAACAAAUCAGAUAUUGUUGCUACUGUGCAAGCCAAGUAUACUUAUGGAAAGCCAGUUAAAGGAGAAGUUAUAUUUACAGCUGCACCAAAUACACAAUAUUCAUAUUAUCCUGAUAAAACAUUUUCCUCAUUUGAAACUACAUUAAAGAUUGAUGGUAGUGUCAACAUUCCAAUGAAUCUUGUUCAAGAUCUUCAAUUGAAACCAAAUUAUUACUAUCGAGAAAUAAUAUUUAAUGCAGUUGUUCAAGAAGAACUUACUGGAAGAAAAUAUAAUGCUACUUCACUCUUAAAAAUGCACGAAACAGAUAUAAAGAUUGAAUUAAUUAAAUCUUCAAAAACUUUUAAGCCUGGAUUAAAAUAUGCUGCAUUUUUGAAAGUUGCUCAUCAAGAUGAUAAACCUCUGACUGAAGAUAAUGCUGAAUUGAUAUUAAAACAUGGUUAUACUUAUAAUGAUGAAAAAUGGAGUGCUUCAGUUUAUAAAAUACCUAAAAAUGGAUUAGUUAAAUUAGAAUUUUAUCCACCACAUAAAAUUGAUAAUGCUUCUGUAAAAGUAUUAAAUAUUCAAGCUGAAUUUCACAAUCACACUUACUACAUAAGUAAUAUUGAUGCUGCCAUUUCACCCAGUGACAACUUUAUUCAAGCUACACUCUUAACUCAGAAUCCUAAGAUUGAUGAUGAAGCUAUUUUAGAAGUGAAUGCAACAGAACCCUUAAACCACGUUGUUGUAGAGGUUAUAGGACGAGGUGGAAUUGCUUUUGCAAAUACAUUCAAGAUACCCAAUGAAAAGAACUAUCAAAUAAGAUUUCCAAUAAGUCAUCGAAUGACUCCUCGUGCUCAUGUUGUAAUUUAUUAUAUUAGAAAUAACAACAGUGAAGUUAUUGCUGAUGCUGUGAAUUUUGAAGUAGCUGGAGUAUUAAGGACACCAAUAACAGUUAAAAGCAAUAUUGAUAACACUAAACCUGGUGCAGAAGUUAAUAUUGAGGUUGAAACAAAACCCAAUGCCUUUAUUGGCUUAUUAGGAAUUGAUGAAAGUAUUUUACUAUUGAAAUCUGGAAAUGACAUUACAGAAAAAGAUGUAAUUGAUGAAAUUGAUAAAUAUUUUCCUGGAGCAGACAGAUUUACAUCUCCAUGGUACCGAAGGAGGAAAAGAUCUUUCUGGUGGCCUGGAUUGAAAACUGCUGGAGAAAUAUUUGAUGAAUCUGGACUAAUAAUUUUAACAAAUGGUUUAGUUCCUGUUUAUAUUGAAAUGAUUAUGUACAGAAUGAACUCAGAAGUUGCAUAUACUAGUGGUGGAGGAGACAUGAUGUAUGAUGAUUCGUUUAAUUCCAAAUCUAGUUCGGCAAUUAAAGUUCGCAAACAGUUUCCUGAAACAUGGCUUUGGAAUGAUACAAUGGCAAAUUCUGAAGGAAAACUUGUAUUAUCCAGUCAAAUUCCAGAUACUAUAACAUCAUGGAUAGUGAGCGCUUUUUCAAUGGAUUCUGUAACUGGUCUUGGAAUUGCACCUCAGCCUGCUAAGAUAACUACUUUCCGUCCAUUCUUUGUGAAAUUAAAUCUCCCAUAUUCAAUCAUAAGAGGUGAAAGUAUAGCAAUACAAGUGAUUGUAUUCAAUUAUAAUAAUAAAGCAGUUGAGGCAAAAGUAUCUUUAUCAAAUGAGAAGAAUGAAUUUGAUUUUACCAUUGCUGGAAAUGAAAUAAGGGAUGAAACCAAAAUGAAAACUAAAACAGUUACAGUUCCUGCUCAAGAUGGUGUUUCAGUGUCAUUUUUAAUUACACCACGGGUAUUAGGUUAUAUAGAUAUCAAAGUAACUGCAGUAAGUUCUUUAGCUGGAGAUGCUGUCCUUCGAACAUUAUUAGUAAAACCUGAAGGUGCUACUCAAUAUUUUAAUAAAGCUGUACUAAUAGAUCUAAGAGCUGUUUCUUCAAAACCACUUUCGACUGAAGUUGCUAUUGAUAUUCCAAGUAAUGCUGUUGAAGGAUCUCAAUCAAUUACUGUUUCUGCUAUAGGUGAUCUAUUAGGUCCAAGUGUAAACAAUUUAGACCAAUUGCUUCAGAUGCCAUUUGGAUGUGGUGAACAAAAUAUGUUAAAUUUUGUACCUAAUAUAGUAAUUACUGAAUAUCUCCAGAGAGCUGAUAGAUUGACGCCUGAAAUUCAAAAUAAAUCUCGCAGAUAUAUGGAAACAGGAUAUCAAAGAGAAUUAACAUAUAUGAGAGAGGAUGGAUCAUUCAGUGCUUUUGGUAAAAGAGAUAAAAGUGGAAGUACUUGGUUAACAGCAUUCGUUGUUAGAUCUUUUCAUCAAGCUAUACCUUACAUUGACAUCGAUGACAAAGUAAUUGAGGGAUCAUUGAAGUGGUUGAUACAAAGACAGAAUCUUAAUGGUUCAUUUGAUGAGCCUGGUGAAGUUCAUCAUAAAGCAAUGCAGGGUGGUGCAGGUAGUGGAACUACAUUAACAGCUUUUGUUCUUAUUGCCUUGCUUGAAAAUCAGGCUCAGAAAAAGUAUCCACAAGAAGUAAAACUUACAGAAAAAUACAUUGUUAAAGAACUAGCAAAUUCGGAAGAUCCUUAUAUGGUUUCAAUAGCAACAUAUGCCCUUCAUUUAUCAGAUAAUCCUAAGAAAGAAUUCGCUUUCCAGAAACUUCAGAGUUUAGCCAAACAGAAAGGUGAUUACAAAUAUUGGUCAAAAGAGAAAUCAGAGAAAGAAAAACAGGACGAUUUUCUAUCAUUAUCAGAAGAUAUUGAGAUGACAGCAUAUGCACUUCUUACUUAUGCUUUAAGAGCAGAUGUUGUUGCUGCUCUCCCAAUAAUGAGAUGGUUGAUUUCUCAACAAAAUGAAAAUGGUGGAUAUUCUUCUACUCAGGAUACAGUUGUGGGCAUUCAAGCUUUAGGAAAAAUGGCAGCACGUCUUGUAUCAUCAACAGUUUCAAUAAAUACUGAAAUCAGUUUUGGUACUAAUCAAAGAAAAACUCUAAAUAUAACCAGAGAAAAUGCUCUUGUUUUACAGAGAAUUCAGAUUCCAUCGACAACGAAAAUGAUAAAUCUUAAAGCUUCAGGAUUUGGAGUUGGAAUUGUUCAAGUAUCUUGGUCAUAUAAUCUAGCUGUAGAGAAAGAAAAAUCUCCAUUUUCAUUAAAACCAACUAUUGGAAAAUCUUCUACUGAAAACUUUUUAGAAUUGAAUGUUUGCACAAAUUACAAAGAAGAGGGUGCGACUAACAUGGCAGUUAUGGAAAUUGUUCUUCCAACUGGUUACGCAGCUGAUGUUGAUUCUUUUCCUGCAAUUCAUAAAAUUCCUAAAGUGAAACAAGUAGAUUCUGUCAAUGGUGAUUCUAAAGUCAUUGUUUAUUUUGACAGAGUAUGUAUUUUUUUUAUCAUCAUUAAACUAAUUUAAGAGAUGGUGCAUAAC
Messenger RNA from Centruroides sculpturatus (bark scorpion), 4282 nucleotides. RefSeq names its product CD109 antigen-like (gene Tep2). Gene Ontology annotation, molecular function: endopeptidase inhibitor activity. Gene Ontology annotation, cellular component: extracellular region. Lineage: Eukaryota; Metazoa; Arthropoda; Arachnida; Scorpiones; Buthidae. The record is from RefSeq and is a predicted model, not a curated record. The transcript has 32 exons.